Molecule: messenger RNA, 201 nt
Organism: Paramecium pentaurelia
Lineage: Eukaryota; Ciliophora; Oligohymenophorea; Peniculida; Parameciidae
Source: the annotation of a GenBank genome assembly
AUGAACAUAACAAUUGUGUCUAAUUUUUAUUAAUAAAUACUGAUGAAGAUCGAAUAGUAUCAGGGAGCAGAGAUUGAACUAUUAAUUUUUGGUUAAUUGGAAAGAAUGGUAGUGUUAAUAAACCUUAAAAGAUCAUUCUAAAUCUUUAUAUGGAUUGAGUUUGAAUUAAUAAUUAAGUCGACUUGUAUCAUGUGGACAUGA